Aureobasidium pullulans EXF-150 is the source of this 1176-nucleotide messenger RNA. RefSeq lists its product as uncharacterized. The transcript has a single exon. NCBI's taxonomy places the organism in Eukaryota, Fungi, Ascomycota, Dothideomycetes, Dothideales, Saccotheciaceae. The record is from RefSeq and is a predicted model, not a curated record. The coding region runs from base 1 to 1176 and encodes 391 amino acids.
AUGUUACGAAGGUCGCGCAAGUCGCUACUGCAGCUCGCCUCUAUCUGUAUCGUAAUCUAUCUCAUCGUCUCUCUGGUUCAACCAUCAGCGCCGAAGCUGUACUCGUGGAACACAAUCCGCUAUCGAACAACGGCAGCAAGCCUACCCGAAGCUCGAGGCUUGUGUCCAGGACUCGAAGAUAGCUCCAAGCCUGCCUUGAUCGUGUCACAUGUUGCUGCCGAUGGCGAAACUGCUUGGUUGAAGAGACUCUCUUCCAAGUACCAUCUCUGCAUCUACGACGUCGACGCGCCGAUAGAUCCGACCGUAAAAUAUCUUCGCGUACCUGCCAAUCGUGGCCACGAGUCCAUCACCUACCUUACCUUCCUUAUCGACAACUACGAUUCCAUUCCACAAGCCGGCGCCGUCUUUAUACACGGCAACAGGUUCCAAUGGCACAACGACGAUCCACUUUACGACAAUGCCGCCAGCCUAGCCGCCUUGAACGUCCCCUCGGCUCUCUCAGCCACCGGCUACCACAACCUUCGCUGCGAUUGGAGUGCUGGAACAUGUCCAAAAGACUCUGCUCCUGCCCAAGGAAGUCUUGAAACCACUUUCAACUCUAUACUACAACCAUGGAGCGCCCGAUCAGUCUCGGAUGCUGCCAUGCCCAAGGCAUUUGCAGUUCUGUUCGGCGGAGAUGAAUACUUAAAGAACGGAAAGAGCAAAGGGCUGAAACUUGGAAGAGGAGAUCCCGUGCGCGCACAGUGUUGUGCUCAGUUUGUCGUCUCCAAAGAAGCCGUACACCGCCACACCCGCGAGGAAUAUGUUGCACUGCGACAAUGGCUGCUCGAUGGCUACGGCAUGUCACGCAACUCCAACGCUGCUCCUCGCGAUGACCGUAUUGCUGGCCGCGUGCUAUCUUAUCUUUGGCACAUUCUCUUCAUCCCGCAGCACCAUGGACGUGUGGACCUGGAUCAGCUGAACGAGCAGGCGUGCCCGAGUGCCUCUGACUGUUACUGCCGCCUUUAUGGAAAGUGCAAACUCAGUUGCAACAACAGAGCUUGCUAUGGACAGUAUCGUCUUCCUCCGAACAUGCGCCUCCCCGACAACUGGGCCGAUCUUCACGGCAACGACAUUUAUGAACCUGGUGUUGAAGCUCUCAAUGGCAGAUUGUAUCCCAAGCCCUUCGAACCUUGA